AUGGGAGUGGGGAGCAGGAAGCGGACUGGGACGGGGAGCAGGGAUUGGCACGGGGUGAGGAAUGGGGGGGAAGCUGUGCCAGGGCUGGCUCUGGCGUUAGGGAACGCGCCUGGAGCCGUGCCCGGCGCUGCUCGGGGCCGGUGUUUAGGACCCGGCGGGACGAGGCGGUGCCGGUGCCGGUCCCGCCCCGGCCCCAUUGUCUGGGCGCGGAGGCGGAGGGACGACCGGCGGUGGCUGCUCGCACGGACACGCCGCGGAGCCCUCCCGGCCAUGGCUCCCACACCGGCCCCGGGAGCGGCCCCGGGGACCCGGUUGGCGCUGCUGAUCGCCGCCCUGAUCUGCGCCUCAGCCAGGGGUGACGGGGAGCCCCCAGACCCCGUGUACCUGCCGGUGGAGCUGGAGGUGCUCGGCGUGCCCGAGUCCUACCGGCUGCAGCGGGCAGACCAGGACGUGCCCACCAACAGCUCCCUGCACGCCCGCACCGACACCUACCUGCUGCUGGCGCACGGCUCGGCCCCCCAGCCCCUGCUGCAGGCCACCUACCCACCCUUCAGCACCCGCCAGGAGGUGCCCACAGAGAGCCCCGCAGGGAGGGAGGGUUGGGCCGUCCGUGCUGUGUCACUCGAGAGCUCCGUGUCCCCAGCCGAGCCCUUCGCCCGGGUCCUCUUCCACCUGUGGGGUCCUGACUGGAUGCCAGGGCAGCGGGACCACCAUGGGCAGCAGCACCACCCCGGGGAGUGGGACCACCACCCUGGGGAACGGGACCACCCUGGGAAGCAGAACUACCCCAGGGAGUGGAGCCACCCCGGGCAACAGGACCACCCUGGGCAGUGGGACCACCCUGGGGAGCAGAACCACCCCAGGGAGUGGGACCACCACCCCGGGGAGCAGCACCACCCCGGGGAGCAGCACCACCCCGGGGAGCAGCACCACCCCGGGGAGUGGGACCACCCUGGCAAACGGGACCACCGGGAGCACUCCGUGGAGCACGAACACCCCGGGGCGUGGGACCUCCCCUGCGUCACCCUCCAUGCCCACCACCGCGGGCGGGUGGCCCGUGGGACGUGCCGCUUGCAGGCACCCUUGGGCGCCUGCGUGGUGGAGCUGGAGAUCCCUCCGCGCUGGUUCUCCUCACCGCCCCCCACCCCCCGCAGCCGCCGGCGGGCGGCCGAGCCCCCCGUGGCCCCCGAGCCGGCCGAGCCGGCCGAGCUGCGCUACGGGCUGCUGGCGGCGGCGGACUGCGGCCGCGCACGGAGCCCCGGGGAGGCGCCGCGGUACCUGGGGAGGUUGGAGCUGCGGGGGGCAGAGCCGGGGCGGCGCCAGGAGGUCCGCUUGGACGACAAGGUCCUGCUGAGGGUACCCGACGCCAGCCUGCGCCCCGGGCAGCGCUUCACCGCCACCCUCAGCCUGCGGCACAACUUCACCGCCGAGCAGCUGACCCUCCGGAUCAAGGCCAAGAAGGGGCUGCAGGUGGUGGCUGCCCGGGCUGGGGACAGCAGUGCUUGGAGCACCCAGCUGGAGCGUACCCGAGGUGCCAAGCACUCGAUGGCCGUGGUGACGUGCCAGCGCAGAGGGGACAGUGAGUGGAGGGCGAGCGACUCGGCUGCGUUCCUGCUGCUGGACGUGGUGGUGGAGAACGGCACGGGGGGGCUGGCCCCGGUGCGCCCCCUGACCUGGCAGGUGGAGUACCCUGGGCAGGACCCCGAGGCCCAGAAGGACAAACUGGUCUGGGAGGUCCAAGUGUCUGAGAGGGAUGUCCGAGCCCUCGUCCCCCUGGUGCAGGACCUGGAGCUGCUGAACACCGCGCCCCUGACGGGGGUCCCUCGCUCCAUCCCGGUCAGACUGGUGAUGGUGGCAGCUGGGGGUGGCAUCACCCAGCUCCCAGACCCCCCUCGCUGCGAGUCAGCCGACAGGCAGGUGCUGCAGGUGUCGGAUUCCUGUGACAGAGUCUUCGUGGGGGGCAAGGAGAGCCGGGGGGCCGGGGGGGCGCGGGUGGAUUUCUGGUGGCGGCGGCUCCACGCCUCGCUGAGCUUCAGCGUCUGGGCACCGCUGCUGCCCCUGCGUGUCCAGCUGGGGGACACCGUCCUGGAGCAGGUCAGGGGCUGGAGGCUGCCUGCUGGCACCGACAGCGGUGGCCCAGCCGAGGCGGAGGAGCCUGGGGAGGAGGCGGAGCGGCGGGCGCGGGGCUGCAGAGCCCAGUACCAGCGCACGGGGGUGAGGGUCCUGGCGCACUUCGUGUCCCACCCCCUGGACGGCGGCCGUCACCUCGCCUACCUGCCCGCCCCCCAGUGGCUCCUGGACGUCACCCACCUGGUGGCCGGCCGCACGCGGGUGCAGGACCCACGGGUGGCCUCGCUGGAGGGGGGCACCGUGGUGGUCGGCAGAGAGCCUGGGGUCACCUCUGUGGAGGUCCGCUCCCCACUGUCAGACUCCAUCCUGGGGGAGCAGAUGCUGGUGGUGUCCGAGGAGAAGGUGACAGUGACAGAGCUGCGUGCCCAGGUGGUGGCUGGGCUGUCCCUGGCGCUGCGGGCAGAGCCAGGCCACCCUGGCAUGGUCACAGCCACCGCCACGGGGACAACCGCCCUGCGUGCCCCCAAGCAGGAGGCGACGCUCUCGGUCUGGCUGUCCUUCUCCGACCGCACGCUGGCCCCGCUGGAGCUCUACGGCUGGCAGGAUGCCACCUUGACUGUCACCACCUUGGACCCCUCGGUGGCCACCGUCGGGGGCUCCCCUGGGGGCCCCUCCGCUCGCCCCUGGGUGGUGGCCGAGGGGCCGGGCCGCGGGGCCCUGCUGCAGCUCAGCCUGUACCCGCCGGACGCUUGCCGCCGGGGCCGGCACCGGGCGGCAGCGCUGGGCACCGGCACCGCCUGGCUCGAGGUGGGGCUGGGCCAACGCCUCCCCACCACCGGCGGCCCCCGAGCCCGGGGGGGUCGCCCCCGAGCCAGCUCCCCCUUCCCGAGAGCCGAAGGGGCCAUGUCGGGGGAGGCAGUGACGGCAGCCAGCGAGCCCCGGCGGAGGGACCCCGCGGGCGUAGGACCUGCUGCCACCAAGCUCCACGGCCUGGGGUCUUCCUCGGAGGAGGAGGAGGACGAGGAAGGCUACGGCCACCGCAGCCGAGCUGGCGGGCUGGAAGAAGAGGAGGAGGAGGAGAUGGUGAAGGCUCCUGAGCGGGUGACCGACCUGGAGAUCGGCAUGUACGUCCUGCUGGGCGUCUUCUGCUUGGCCAUCUUCAUCUUCCUGGUCAACUGCAUCUUCUUCGUCCUGCGCUACCAGCAGAAGGAGCUGCCCGACGGCGCCAGCGCUGCCCCCUCCGCCCCCCAGCCCCACAACUGGGUUUGGUUGGGCACCGACCAGGAAGAGCUGAGCCGGCAGCUGGACCGGCAGCAGCCGGAGCCGCCGGGAGCCAAAGCGGCCACCGACGGCGGCCGCUGCUGCUGCGGGGAGCCGCCGGGCGCCGCGCCCGCCCCGGAAGCCGGGGCUCCCCCCCCCGCCGAUACCCCAACGCCCGGAGCUCCUCUGCCUCGCAAAGAGGGGGGCACGGCGGGGGGGGGCCGCAGGAAGAGGGUGGAGUUUGUCACCUUUGCCCCCGCCCGGGCCCCCGAGGAGCCCCCCGAGCCCGUCCCCAAUGUCCAGUCCAUCCUGGUGGCCAGCGAGGAUGACAUCCGUUGGGUGUGUGAGGACAUGGGGCUGAGGGACCCCGAGGAGCUCAGGAGCUACAUGGAGAGGAUCCGGGGUAGCUCCUGACCAUGGAGGGCUUCCCCCCCAGCCCCCUCC
Messenger RNA from Dryobates pubescens (Downy woodpecker), 3774 nucleotides. RefSeq names its product transmembrane protein 132A (gene TMEM132A). NCBI's taxonomy places the organism in Eukaryota, Metazoa, Chordata, Aves, Piciformes, Picidae. The record is from RefSeq and is a predicted model, not a curated record.